GUAAUAUUAGUCCUUGAUUGUAAAUGUGAAGUGGGGUGGUGGAGUUUGUGCAUGGGGGUCUUUUCAAGAACGGAUUUUUACAUCAUCUUUCAGCGGCAAAUGCUAAAGACUAAGGAGCUUUCUGGAUUGUUUGAUUGAUAUCUUAUCCAUCUGAAAGAAUAAGUUUGCUUUAGUGGAUUGGAAAUGUAUGUGGUGGAGAGUAAAGGAGGAGCUAUAGCAUGUAUGCUCCUGUCAUUGUUAUUGUUGGGCACAUGGCCUGCGAUUCUGACUCUCUUAGAGAGGCGUGGUCGUCUCCCUCAGCACACUUAUCUUGAUUAUACAAUCACUAAUCUCUUGGCUGCUUUAAUUAUCGCAUUCACAUUCGGUGAAAUUGGAACGAGCAGUAUCGAUAAGCCAAAUUUCAUAAAUCAGCUAACUCAGGAUAACUGGCCGAGCGUAUUGUUUGCAAUGACCGGUGGGAUUGCUCUCAGCCUUGGUAACCUGGCAACACAAUAUGCUUGGGCCUUUGUUGGUCUGUCUGUUACUGAGGUGAUUACUUCAAGCAUAACAGUUGUCAUAGGCACAACUUUAAAUUACUUCUUAGACGAUAAAAUCAACAAAGCUGAGAUUCUUUUUCCUGGUGUUGGAUGCUUCUUGAUUGCCGUUUGUUUUGGCUCUGCUGUUCAUUCGUCCAAUGCAGCAGAUAAUAAAGCUAAGCUCACUAGUUUCUCCAAUGAUUAUGAAGACGGAUCAGUGAUAAAAGAUGAAUCUGUCUCCGAGGAAACCUAUGCAAACAAGGCUGAAAAUCUCGAGAACGGAACUGCUACAAAGGAGAAGGCAAAAUUUGGGACUGCAGAUUUUCUGAUAAAGCUUGAGAAUAAAAGGGCAAUAAAGGUACUUGGGAAGGGAACUUUCAUUGGUUUGGCCAUAACUUUCUUUGCUGGAGUUUGUUUUUCUCUCUUUUCCCCAGCUUUCAACGUGGCCACCAACGACCAGUGGCACAAGUUGAAAGACGGCGUUGCCCACCUAAGUGUAUACGCUGCAUUUUUCUACUUCUCGGUUUCCUGCUUUCUGAUAGCAAUUAUUCUAAACAUCAGCUUCUUGUACCGCCCGGUGUUGAAUUUGCCUAAGUCUUCGCUCAAGGCUUAUGUAUCAGACUGGAACGGCAGACGUUGGGCCUUCUUGGCCGGACUUUUGUGUGGGUUCGGAAACGGUCUUCAGUUUAUGGGAGGUCAAGCUGCUGGAUAUGCUGCAGCUGAUGCUGUUCAGGCACUUCCACUUGUGAGCACAUUUUGGGGCGUGCUUCUGUUUGGCGAGUAUAGAAGAUUGUCAAGAAGAACGUAUGUGCUGCUCGUUGGCAUGCUGUCGAUGUUUAUUGUUGCAGUUAGCGUGCUUAUGGCUUCAUCAGGUCACAGAAAGUAGAUAUAGUUUCCAAUUUCCAGGUCUGUUGUCUGUGUUGUUAGUAAAGAUCAUCAGGAUAUAUAGCUUUUCGGAGUCGUUCACGUCAUGUACUUGACUAUAAACAAACAAAUUAACAAGAAAGGGAAGCAAACGAACUACUCUGAGUAUGUAAUAAAAAUAAAAUAGUUCUUGC
Sesamum indicum (sesame) is the source of this 1573-nucleotide messenger RNA. RefSeq names its product ureide permease 1. Gene Ontology annotation, biological process: nitrogen compound transport. Gene Ontology annotation, cellular component: membrane. NCBI's taxonomy places the organism in Eukaryota, Viridiplantae, Streptophyta, Magnoliopsida, Lamiales, Pedaliaceae. The record is from RefSeq and is a predicted model, not a curated record. Gene Ontology annotation, molecular function: uracil:monoatomic cation symporter activity; allantoin:proton symporter activity.